Aspergillus terreus NIH2624 is the source of this 2337-nucleotide messenger RNA. RefSeq lists its product as uncharacterized. The coding region runs from base 1 to 2337 and encodes 778 amino acids. The record is from RefSeq and is a predicted model, not a curated record. The transcript has 7 exons. NCBI's taxonomy places the organism in Eukaryota, Fungi, Ascomycota, Eurotiomycetes, Eurotiales, Aspergillaceae.
AUGCGGCGGUCCUCGCUAUUCGGCGCCCUCGGGACUAUAUUCGUGGCCUCCGCGACUUGCCGGGCGGUUCAUGAUAAUACCGUUAAUGGCCAUUUGCCCAACGUCCAAUCUGUCCCUGCUACCAGUAGCAAUGAGACCGGCGUCUGCACCAGGAGAGAGAGGACCCUUACUCUGAGCGACCCUCCUUAUAAUAACUACUUUUACUCAGACUGCAACGUGGAUGCUCAGGUUGUUGUUACCUCUCCUCUCCCUGACAGUGAUCUAUCUGUAAUAGGCCCUAGGCUCAUAAUUGCCUGGCCUAGCGGAAAUAGUGGGGUCUGCACAUACUUCGCUCCCCAGAAUGGAGACAACGGGACUCUCGGGAUUGAACUCGUGAACUCUACCCUUGGAAAACCUUUAGCGCCGAUCUACUCCGCCGCUUCUUCAGAUUCAGCUUCCAAUGUACCUCAAGUUGGAGUAACCGGGGUGUUGCGCUUCAACUCCUCUGCUGAAUUGACCGUUCCCAUUUUGGGCAGCAUUAGGACCAUCAGGGACUUUGUUGAAGGACCGAGCUUACUUUAUCCGGAGAUUCAGGAUGCGAUUCUCUACUCUCAGCUCCCAACCGGAGGGGUUUCGCUACAGAGGUUGUGGUUGGAUAACGUUACCACGACCAAUCUCACUUUUUCACCACUUCCCGGUUCGAAUGGUCAGGUCAAGCUGUCUGGCAAGACUGUGAAUUUCACAGCUGGAGACUACGUCUUCUCCGCAUCGUACAACUACCCACAGCUGACGCAGUUGACACCUUCGGAAGUGUUCAAGGGAAACUCCUCGGCAAUUGUUUCUCAGCAGCCUGAUCAAGCAUAUUCCCUCUCCUUCCUGUCCUAUAAGGACAAACUACUGGCCGGCGCUUGGAGGUUCUUAACAUAUUUCGGCCGAGACUCCAUGAUAUCUGCCCUGCUGUUAGAGCCUGUUCUCAGCGUUGGCAAUGGUAGUGCCAUGGAAGCGGUAAUUGGCGCAGUGCUGGAACGAGUAAAUCGAACCGACGGGAGUGUCUGUCAUGAGGAGACCAUCGGAGAUUAUGCCACUUGGUCGAACAUGAAGAAGAAUAUCACGAGCACCGCUAUGAUCUGUGACUACAAUAUGGUUGACUCAGAUUAUUUCCUCCCCGUGCUCAUGAAGAAAUACUUUGUCGAUAAUCCUGUUGGCAGACACAGAUACCAAGCGUUCUCGAGCACAACCGCAGGAAAGUUCAAUGCCGCAAAUCAAAACCUCACCUGGGGUCAAUUGGGCGUUAAAAAUGCAGAGCGAGUAAUACGCCUGGCUACUCCAUUUGUCCAGAACCGAAGGAAAGAGGACCUGAUUCACCUUCACGAUGGUCAGGUUGUCGGUCAGUGGAGGGACAGCACAUUUGGUAUUGGUGGCGGUCGUAUUCCUUUCGAUGUAAAUACUGCGCUGAUGCCGGCUGCUCUGCGCUCAAUUGCCGCCCUCGCGCGAAACCGCGUAUUUGCAGAGAGGGACUGGGCGACACUUGCCGACAAAUAUGCCCAGAUCUGGGAAGACGAGACUCUGAAAUUCUUCCAGGUCACCGUGCCCGAAAAUGAGGCUAGGAAGCGAGUGGACGAGUACACCAAAGCCUCGCACUUUGCCGGUCCAAACCAAACGAAUACAAUAGACUCGGACGUCCAAUUCUACGCCCUCGCUCUUGACGGCUACAAUAACCUCAGUAAAGUCGAAGUUAUGAACACCGAUGAUGGCUUUCGCCAUUUUCUUCUCAACACUACUGAACAGGGGCAAUUAACUUCCUUUAUCAACCAGACUGCAAACAACGUCCGCCGGACCUUCCCAGCUGGCCUCAUGACUGAUGUUGGCCUCCUCGUUGCCAAUCCCGCCUAUGGUGCUAAUCCCGUCUAUGCGCGGAACUUCACCACUGGCGCUUAUCAUGGCACUGUGGUUUGGUCAUGGCAGCUUGCUCUCAUGGCUAAAGGACUAGAGAAUCAAUUGGGACGCUGCGCUUCAGAAGGAUCGCUUAAAAGUGAUGCUGUUCCAGACUUUUGCUGGGACAAUGUAGUCCAUAACAAUGCUCGGGAAGCCUACCACUUGCUCUGGGAUGUUAUCGAGCAGAAUCAAAGCCUCCUGUCUAUGGAGGUGUGGUCCUGGAUUUUCACGGAUGGGAAAUUCAAAGCUACGCCGCUGGGCACAUUGCCGCCUCCUCCUGGUGUUAGCGGCGGAACCGGUGAGUUCGUCCGUCCAUCAUUCUGGACUUCGCUGACCCGAGGGGCGCUAUUCUAUUCAGAGUCAAAUAUCAGACAGCUGUGGUCUCUGGCGUUUUUGGCUGUCGCCAGGAACAAGUCACUCUAG